AUGUCCCGAUCGAAGCCCGCCCCAAUCGGCAUUGUCGGCGGUGGUCUCGGGGGGCUUACAUUUGCGCGUCUUCUCGAAUGUGCCGGUAUUGACUAUGUCGUAUUUGAGCGCGACGCAUCCUCAGUGCCAGAGCCGGGCUACCAGGGUGGUACAUUGGACAUCCACGGCAAGACAGGUCAGGAGGCACUGCGACGUGCCGGUCUACACGACCAAUUUGAAAAGCUAGCGCGCCGCGAUGCGACGAGAAUGACUGUCCAGAGCUACAAGGGUGAAUCUCGCACGACGUUUGGCGAGAAGCGUGAUGCCCCCGAAAUCGACCGGCUACAGCUGCGGCAGAUGCUGCUGGAUUCCCUACCAGGACAUCGUGUUCGCUGGGGUAAGGCGCUGUGUACUGUUGAGCGCGAUGAGCACCAAAAGCAAGUGAGCGCCCCAAAUAUUGUGCUACACUUUGCAGAUGGAUCGACGGAGACCGGAUUCCGGCUUGUUGUGGGUGGUGAUGGCGCGUGGAGUAAAGUGCGACAGCUGAUAACACCAGCCAAACCAGACUAUGCAGGUAUCAUGUUCAUCGAGGGCCACCUGUCCCUCGACAAUCCACAGUACCUUGCCGCGCACGAGAUGGUCGGUGCCGGCAACUCCAUCGCCAUGAGCGCGAACGCCAUCCUGUGCAUUCAGCAAAUGUCGGACCGCUCAUAUCGUGUGUAUAUGGGCAUCAAGGGCCCACAGGACUUGACCCGACUUGGUGGCGAGCUCGAUGUGGCCAACGUUGACGAGACACGUGCGGCGCUGCUUGCGCCUGCUGGAUUCUUUGGCGACUGGGCAGAGCAUCUGCGCGCCUUUGUGUCUGGUGCCGAGGGCCCCUGGCGCGUGUGGCCAUGGUGCAGACUCAACCCCAAUGUGCUCAUACCGGCAGCUGAUUGUAUUGCUCACGGUAGCAACCAGAGCCGGAAUGGCUGGAAGCGCUCGUCGGGUGUUGCGCUGAUUGGAGAUGCGGCGCAUCCCGCAUCACCGAAUGGUGAAGGUGUCAAUCAAGCCAUGUACGAUGCAAUGUUGCUGUUUGAGAGCAUAAAGGGUGAACUCGGUGACAAAACAGAUUUGGAGUUCAAUGAGAAGGUGGAUUCAGAGGCGCUGGAGCGAGCAAUCUCUACCUAUGAGGCCGAGAUGCUUCCUCGCGGCCGCGACCAUAUCCGGGACGGCAUGAACGUGGAGAAGAUGUUCUUUGGCGAGAAUGCGGCCUCAACUCUGAUUGAGAAAUUCAAUGAAAUGCAGCAUCAGGGUACCAAGCCGCCAAUGAAAGCUUGA
This is a messenger RNA of Penicillium canariense, 1299 nucleotides long. Its product is annotated as FAD-dependent oxidoreductase. The record is from RefSeq and is a predicted model, not a curated record. NCBI's taxonomy places the organism in Eukaryota, Fungi, Ascomycota, Eurotiomycetes, Eurotiales, Aspergillaceae. Bases 1 to 1299 code for a protein of 432 amino acids. Gene Ontology annotation, molecular function: FAD binding. The transcript has 2 exons.